Anopheles funestus (African malaria mosquito) is the source of this 4501-nucleotide messenger RNA. RefSeq lists its product as uncharacterized. Gene Ontology annotation, cellular component: ribonucleoprotein complex; nucleoplasm. Gene Ontology annotation, molecular function: RNA binding. The transcript is spliced from 3 exons. NCBI's taxonomy places the organism in Eukaryota, Metazoa, Arthropoda, Insecta, Diptera, Culicidae. The record is from RefSeq and is a predicted model, not a curated record. Gene Ontology annotation, biological process: regulation of RNA splicing. The coding region runs from base 730 to 4092 and encodes 1120 amino acids.
ACAUCUAGACUGUAACGCAACAGCAACUGCUGCCAACAUAAGAGCGUGAACUUGAACAAACGUCGCAGGAAGAAGAAGAAACAGUCGAGCAAAAUUACAAAAGAGUUAUCGUUUCAGACGUCGCCAUCUUUAAGCAGGACUGAAAAUACGUAAUUUUCGGUGGAUUUAAGCGAAGCGAACAGUUACAAACGUAAUCAAACGUUAGAAAAGUGUGUGGCAAAGCCAUUGAAUAUAGUGCUUCGGAAUAUUGGUGGAAUUCCUGUGGAACCGUUGCUUCCUGUGGAAAUCUGUCAGCAAGCAAGGACAAGUAGCUGUGAGUUCAAGCUCUCAUCUGCACCAUCAUCAGCAGUCGGCGAAGUGAGCGUGACGGAAGGACCUGUAGCCAGUCCUCCUGCCUAGUCAAGAAUUUGUAUUAGCUGAGCUGUAAAGAGAAGAAUUUGGAAAAGAAACUCACGCAAGAAACAAAAGACAGCUAUCAAUCAAACCGUCAGCCUUCUUGCGUUAAAUCCUUGAUUUGCUUGAUUUGCGGUGCUGAUGUUUGUUGUCCAGUAGGGCCGCGGCUGUUGGGCUCUGAAAUCGAAAGAAAAGGAAACGAAAAAAAAAACAGCCGGAAGCUGUGUAGUGCGAACGGCGGUGGGCGACCCCCUGCUGUCGUCGUGCCGUUUGACGGUUCUCUCUCUCUAUUUCCCGAGCAGCAGCCAGUAGUAGUGAAGCGAACCAGCACCAACCAUGAGUGUGAUCAUUCGUCUGCAGAACCUGCCCUUGGCGGCGAAUGCGUCCGAUGUGCGCUCCUUUUUCAAGGGUCUGUCGAUUCCCGAUGGUGGCGUGCAUAUCGUCGGCGGUGCGCUUGGUGAUGCGUUUAUAGCGUUCAGCACCGAUGAAGAUGCAAGACAAGCAAUGUCACUUAAUGGAGGUUUCAUCAAGAAUGGACCAAUAUCGCUGCUACUUUCGUCCCGUGCUGAAAUGCAGAAAGUCAUCGAACAGGCACGGAAGGCUGCCCUUAGCUACAUGCAACUUAAACAAACUACCGCGCCAGUGGCGGCCGUUGUACCGAGUGCCGUGAAACCGCAACCCAGCAUCAUACCGACGGCUUUAAAAUCUGGAAUAAAUCAAAAAGUAAGCCCGAUAGCAAGUUUGUCGCAGUUUCACGUACCGCCUCCGGGAAAGGCGCUGAGCGGCGAAACAAGCCGAAGAUCGACGGCCGUGCAACAACCGCAACCACCGGUUAUAUCUUUGGCUGGAUUUUUAGCGAAAGCUAAGGCGGGUCAGCUAAAUAAUGCUACCGUAGCUGCUGCUUCAGCAUCAACCACGGCCGCCACGGUUGCAUCUUUGAGUCCAUUGUUAUCCCAAGGAUCUGCUUACAACGAAAUACCCGGCCUGUCGUUUCUUUCAUCCGAUGCGCCACAAACCAUUGACCUCGGUGUUGUUUCUCCAUUGGCCGGAGUGGGAGCUCCUUCGGCAGGUAAUGGUGGCCUUACAGGAUGGCUCUCGGCGUUGAAUGGAGCGGGUUUAAAGGGACCGGCUAUUAGCGAUGUACCGCGUCCCAUCGUUGUGGAAGAUUCGACUCCGUGGAAAUUUUUGAAAAAGGAACGCUCAAGCCGUAGCCGUUCCAGCUCACGGGACCGUUCGUGCAGGAGAAGCAGCCGGUCGUCUUCCCGCGAUCGGGACAGUCGUCGUCGAAGUCGCUCUGCAUCGCGCGAUAGAAGGCACAAAAGGGAUGGACGCAGUCGAUCUUCCUCGCGGGAACGAAACAACCGUUGGUCACGUAGCUCAAGCCGCGAGUACAGUCGAAACCGAUCGAGAAACAGCCGUAGCCGUAGUCCGAGUCGUGAUCGGUUCGGCCGAAUGCGUCAAAGAAGUCGUUCGCGAUCGCGUGAUCGACGCAGCCACGACAGUAACAGCCGUGAUCGUUAUGACGCAUCGAACAGUGGUCGUUCGAAUCGAGUCUCUCGGUUCUCCGACCGGAACGCUUCUGAUUUCAAUGGUCAACAACAGGGGCAAAAUUCAAUGAACGGUAUGUUUGGAGGCAUGAAUCAAACGGUUGAACCCAUUUACGGGCUCCACACAAUGCCCGGCGGUAUGGUAGAAGGUGGGCGUGGAUCAAAUCAACCGGGACAUUUCUCUAAAGUUAGUGGCAAAAUUUCACCCAGCUCGUUUGGGGGCGGUAUGAACGGUGGUCUCGGACAAGGCGGUGCAUACCGCAACACGUCUCCACUGCCAGAUAGUGUGUACACAAACACGCACAAGACUAAUAACGGGCCGACUACGAGCGAUUUUGCGGUCAAGCUGUCCAACUUCGAACUGCCUACAGGGUACGGUGAGAUUAGACGGUUCUUUAAGUCCCAUAUGAUAUCGACGCAAGGUAUUAAAAUGAUUAACGAUCAACAUGGUAGACGUACGGGCAUUGCCUUCAUUCAGUUCCUGCGUAAGGAAGGCAAAAAGCAUGCAUUAAUGCGCGAUGGUACGAUCAUGCGCCGGACGCGCAUUAGGAUAGAGUCCAUUACGGAUCAAGAUUUUGAAUCGGCAAUUGACUCGUACCGGCCGGGUAACGAAAAACCAUCGCAGGAUCCGCAGGGAUGGAGAGAUGCCCGCAUUGUAAACCCGUGGAACAUGACCCAAGAGGACGCGGGUGACGGACAUGCAAACGAUGAGCAUCGAAAACAAUCUUCCGGCACUAUAGCACCUACCACCACGCUGGUAGUGUGGAACUUGCCGUCCUUUACCACCGAGCAAGACAUCAUGAAGAUGUUUUCCGAUUUUACAGUCGUCGAGGUGCUGAUCGUGCGAAACCAUCACGCACCAAAGCAGAUGGAUGGAUACGUAAAGUUCCACCGGCAGGAAGAUGCUAAAGAAGCAUGGAACCAGAUACAUCGACAUUUCAUUGGCAACAAGAAGGUUGUUGUGCGGGCAUGCGAGGAUAUUGACUAUGAGGUAGCGAAAAACGAGUACGAGAACCCGGGCGCUGAUAACGAGAACCCGUCGGAGGAGGAUAAUACUAACGAGCAGUUUGAUAACAAUAAUGAGCCAUUUAACAAUGGCAAUUCUGGGCCGGUAGAGGGUAACAAUUCUAACAACGGGUUUAAUGAUGUCCGGCAGGGCCGUAACAAUAAGCAGAGCACUAGAUGGGGUUCGAUUGAGCGGAAUUGGGAUGAGCAGAGUGACAAUAACACACCGGAGACAGGUACGAUGGACGCACAAGGACGGCUAGGUGGCGAUGGGGCAGCCAACACGGAUGAGAACGGUUCUUGGAACAACCGUGAUCCUCGGCUGAAUCGUGACGAUGAAUCGGGAGACAAUGGUGAUGACAGUAAUAGUAACUUUAACAACAACCCCAUGAACAAUAGCAACAAUCCCAACCGGCAGGGGAAUUCGCGUGAUCCACGCAAACCUCACAACCGGUUCGGUGGCAAUGCCGUCGUAGAUAAUAGUGAGAUGUUCCAGCGCACCAACUGGCUGCUGCUCCGGAACGUCGACUUUAACGUGUACGAAGAGGACGUGUAUGCGUUCUUCGGAAACGAUGGGUUCCUCGCGAAAACGGUGCUACUCGUGCACAACGAACGCGGUGGCCGAACGGGCGAAUGUUUGGUAGAGUUUGGAUCGCCGAGUGAAGCGCACCAUGCCGAAUCUAAGUCAUCACAGAACCUGGGCCGCCGGAAAGUGUUCGCUAGCCAUCUUGAUCGGGGCCAGGUGGCGGAUCUGAUGGCACGCUUCAAUGCGAUCGCACAGGGUCUGCAACCAUCCUACUGGCUACCGGACCAUAUGCAGAACGGCAACAAUGGUAAUAAUGACGAACAGCGGAAUGACGAUCCGGAGAAGAAUCAAGGCGUUGGCUGUGGACCGUACCGUACCGCAACCGUGGGUUUGCUCAACCUAGCCUACAAGACAACGGUGGAAGAUGUGCAGAAAUUCUUCCAGGAGUUUAAUCUACCGCUGGAAAACGUACGGCGUCGAUUCUUGGACAACGGUCAACCCACCGGCGAGGCUAUGGUACGGUUCCAGAACAAUCAGGAUGCAGAGAAAGCAUUGAACGAGUAUCAAAACCGACGGUUGUUCGGUAGGAAUGUGCGAAUCCGCUUGAUCAAUGAUGACUGAAAGGAAGGUUACCGAUCCUCGAAGGAUGAUGGUGUGUGAAAAGAGUGUCCAUGGGUGAACAUUAAAUUCUAUAUUAAAUAUUCUAACUAGUAAUAAGUUUUUUUUUAAAUUACGAUAGGAACCUUCACGUAUGUAAGGAAGGUAGGUUCUCAUACAAAGGAACAGCAAAAUAGGAAACCAAGCAAGUUCCCAGGCGAACAACAGAAAAAAAUUGGUUAUGAAUUGCUUUUCUGGUAUACCGCAAGCUAUUGUUUUUUUCGAAUAGCGGUUACAAUGCUACAACUGUACAUUUUUAGUGAUAACGAUAAUGAUUAAUAAUGUGUACCAUCAUUGAGCAAUAAGCAAUGCAUAAUUUUAUGUAUGUAUAAUUUUAUAUUGAAAUAAAAAAAAGUAAUUUUGCGUCAAAAUA